Molecule: messenger RNA, 1419 nt
Organism: Adineta ricciae
Lineage: Eukaryota; Metazoa; Rotifera; Eurotatoria; Adinetida; Adinetidae
Source: the annotation of a GenBank genome assembly
AUGGCGUCUCAAAGGCAAAUGCUUAUACUAACAUCAAAUGAAGAUCUUAUUCGCCAGUUUGCAGCUAAUAAACCUUUAAAUACGCAUAUUAUUGAUCUGAACAACGAUCAGCAAAUAUCUUCAACUGACAAUCCUAUCAAUCGUGCUCUUCUUGCUAAAAUAUUUCAGUCUAACUCAAAUCAAGAUCAACUCUACAAACAAGCACUUGAUCAACCGCGACCAAAAAAACUUAAAACAGCCUCAGUUCGAAAGAAAUCUACUGAUUUAGUGUGUGUCAUAUGUGGUGAUCGUGCCAUUGGAUUUAAUUAUGAUGCUGUAUCAUGUAAUUCGUGUAAAGAAUUCUUUCGUAGAAAUGCUCAUCAUCCUAUAGAAAAUAUUCGAUGUUUGAAAAGUCGAGGUCAAUGCCCUGUUGGAUAUGAAAUGCGACGCAAAUGUGCUCGGUGUCGAUUAGACAAAUGUCUAAGAAUGGGAAUGCGAAGAGAUUCUAUUUUGACUGAAGAACAAAAGCAAGAGAAAAGAAAACAAUUAGAAGAAAAUCGAUGUUUGGCGAUCAAUAAUUCAACACUACCAGAAACUUUAUCAAAUAUCGUAGCAAGUGUCGAUGAUAUCGAAGAAUUAAUGAAGAAUUUCGGUGAUAAUAUGUUGUUUAAUGAUUCAAACAAUAUGCUAUUGGAUAUAUUGUCCGUUGAUGAUUGGCUAACAAUCGAAACGGUUCAAUCUGCAUUUACAGCAUAUCUUUAUUUUCCACAUCUUCAUUGCUGUGACUAUUAUGAUUUAACAAGCGAAACGUCUGCUAUUAUUUCUUGGUCACAAUUUGUUGGUAAGGUGAUACUGUGUUACAUAAAUUUUUUUCGUCAAAUUGAUGACUUCGAAAAUUUACAUCCAGAUGAUCGAUUUAAUUUAAUAAAAUAUAAUAUAUUUUCUCUUUCUUCUAUUGGUAAAUCUUAUAAUUAUAAAUCAACGAAUGAUUGUUGUGCAAAUAAUAACUGUGAAGCAUCAAGAAAACUACGUGAGCUGUUCCGAUUAUGCGGAGCACCAAUCACAUUAUAUGAAUCAUUUGUUAAUAUAAUUAGCUCACUUGUUGAUAUUACCGAUCAAGAUCCAAUAUUCUUGUCAUUACUUUCCGUUAUUCUGCUAUUUUCACGAGGAUUAUCCAUGAGUGAUGACGAAUCGAUACUCAAUGAUCCAUGUAGAGUUAAUCAGGUUCAUUUACGUUAUACAACUAUUCUAUGGAAUUAUCUAGUAAAUAAACAUGGUGAAAUAGAAGCACAAAAAGGAUUCAUUCGUUUGCUUCAAAUUAUUUUACGAUUACAAUUUAUAGUUGAACAAUGUCGAGAGACUUUACACAAGCAAUUGAUUAUGUCGAAUAUAUUCGAUAAAAUUGCACCAUUAAUGCAAGCUGUUCUUCAUAUAUCUUAA